UUCGAGUCAUACAGUUCUAAGCUGUGAAGCAGUAAAUUAAAAAUGUUCACACCAAAGAUAUUCGUCUUUGCGAUUUUAAUAAUCAGCGUCAGCUGUAGAUACAUAAGCGAAGAGCAAAGACCAUAUCUCGUCAUUGAAGAUGAUGAUAGUAUCAGAAUAUUUGCUUUAGAAGACGAACCUGAUGCAAAUGAAGUUGAAGAGUUACAUCCAAUAAGAGUAAGAAGGCAAGUACAUGGCAGUUUGAGUUCCAACCUUGAUGGAAGUUCUAACGUCGCAGCAAAGAUACCAAUAGCAAGAGGUGACAGUAAUAUAUUAAGUGCCAUCGGUUCAGUUAACGCCGCUGACGGCAAGGGAGGAUUCGGCUCAGCUGGUGCUGGCUUGGCUUGGGACAAUAUCAAGGGCCAUGGAGCAACUUUAACUGGGAGCCGCAUCCCCGGUCUUGCCGACCAGCUGACCGCUACCGGCAAAGCUAAUAUCUUCCACAACGAUCAUCAUGACCUCACCGCGAGUGCCUUCGCCACGAGGACCUUCCCUGACAAUCCCAACAUCCCCACCUUCGAUAAAUAUGGCGGCAAAGUUGGAUACACAUUCAAUGACAAGAUCGGAGCAUCCUUGGGCGCAGCGCAUACGGACCUGUUCAAGAAGACCGACUACUCAGCAAUGGGCAACCUGAAUCUGUUCAAAGACCGCACCUCCUCUCUGGAUCUGAACGCUGGCUGGAGCAAGUCCGUCUCCCCUUACAUGCCUAGCAGCAGAUGGGAGCCCAGUGGUGGACUUUCCUUCACUAGAUUCUUCUAAACUUUGUUAAUAUCUUAGUGUAACUUAUUUUAGUAUUCUUAGUAAAUAAAUAGAUAUGUAGUUA
Messenger RNA from Papilio polytes (common Mormon), 862 nucleotides. RefSeq names its product defense protein 3-like. NCBI's taxonomy places the organism in Eukaryota, Metazoa, Arthropoda, Insecta, Lepidoptera, Papilionidae. The record is from RefSeq and is a predicted model, not a curated record. Gene Ontology annotation, biological process: defense response to bacterium. The transcript has 3 exons. The coding region runs from base 43 to 798 and encodes 251 amino acids. Gene Ontology annotation, cellular component: extracellular region.